This is a messenger RNA of Penicillium daleae, 2232 nucleotides long. RefSeq names its product transcriptional repressor TCF25 family protein. The transcript has a single exon. Bases 1 to 2232 code for a protein of 743 amino acids. Lineage: Eukaryota; Fungi; Ascomycota; Eurotiomycetes; Eurotiales; Aspergillaceae. Gene Ontology annotation, cellular component: RQC complex. The record is from RefSeq and is a predicted model, not a curated record. Gene Ontology annotation, biological process: rescue of stalled cytosolic ribosome; ribosome-associated ubiquitin-dependent protein catabolic process.
AUGUCUUCUCGUGCGAUCCGGAAGUUGCAGAAGCUGCGCGAGCUGGAGCUGCAGCAACAACAAGAAAAUGAAGAUGCAUCUAGCGACGAGGAGCCUCCACGCCCCACGAAGCCGAAGUUUAACGCCUUCGAUCUUCUCAAUGCCGGCGGCGAUGGCGACGACGACGACGACGACGACGACGAAGAUGAUGCGGGAUCAGAGGAGAAUAUUCAGGAACCAGUGAUUCAGCAACCGGAGCCUGAGCUCGCGCCGGCUGAGGCUAAGAGUGCCAGCAAGAAAAAGAAGAAGAAGAAGAAGAAGAAGGCUAAGGCGGCGGUGGUAAAUGAGCCAGAAGCUAAUCAAUCUGAUGCUGAACUGGAUGAAAUCGAUCGAGCUUUGAAGGAUCUUGCCACGGAAGGUCAACUGCCAGCUGGUGGGGGUGCGGCUACCACGACAAACACUGAGGAUGCCUCGUUCCCCAAGACCACCGACGAACUGCUGGCGGUCGAUCCCAAAUUCUUGAAUGCGACAAAUGAGAUGAAACGGCUGUUUGGCAAUGUGGUUUUGGAAAACUUUGACCAGCCGGCUGAUGCAGGUACCGGCCGUCGGCGGGAUCGCAAUCGUGAGACGGUAGACCUUGGCCAAGCCUUGACGGGACGAUACAGUCCGGCCAGCAGAGGGCAGAGCUUAGCGGGCGUGACACUUCGGCGGAAUAUUUUGAUGCAAGGCAAGGACGAGUGGCCUCGAGCACCAAGUGGAGGACUCGGCAUGGAGCUCGAGGAGAAGCUCGCGUCAGGCGUCACCCUGUACCGAAUCGUUCACAACGCGGGCUAUCAGGACGUACAGAGACAGUUUGAGCUCUGUGUUGAGUCGAUGGACCCACAACGCCUGAUUCACCACCUUCAAUACAACCCUUACCACAUCUCGACUCUCCUUCAGGUCUCUGAGAUUGCCAAACACCAGAGUGAUCAUGCGGUCUCUGCUGACCUCUUGGAGAGAGCACUGUUCAAUAUUGGGCGCUCCGCGCACUCAUCAUUCAACACCCGACUAAGAGAAGGUCAAGCCAGGCUAGACUUCUUACACAUGGGGAACCGUGAGUUGUGGCUGGUUGGCUGGAGGUACAUAGCAAACCUGGGUAUGAAGGGGACUUGGAGAACCGCCUACGAAUGGGCCAAGCUACUUCUAAGCUUGAAUGACUCAGAUCCUUACUGUAUGAAGCUUUUGAUCGAUCAUCUUGCUCUACGUGGCCGAGAGUAUGCUCAAUUUGUGGACUUGUGUACCCAGACACGGUUCAGUCGUGAUUGGGCUGACCUUCCAAACAUCCAAUGCUCGCUUGUCAUGGCCUAUCUCCGGUUGAACAAGCCCCAGGAGUCCCGCCAACAGCUUCAUCAUGCCAUGUCCCGUUACCCGUGGAUUUUCAACCGACUUGCUCAAGAGUUGGACCUUCAACACAUCCCCAAACAGAUCUGGGGCCAGAUGCCUCCGACUGGAUCUCACGAACUUCUUACCGAACUUUACAUCUCGCGAGCGAAAGACCUUUGGAAUACGCCGGAGGCUGUUUCUCUCAUUGUCGAGGUUGCCGAUACCCUGUCCAACGAUCAACAGGCUAUUGAGGCACCAGAGAUUACGUUGGAUAUUGCCCGCCACGUGGUCCUAUCCGACAUUCCCAAAGUCACAACCCAUCUUCCCACCCGCUUCGUGUCUGGUCGGAUGUCUGCUUCAGAUCCUCUUCCACCCUAUGAGUCAGAAGCUUUCCGUCAGCAGGCCGAUCCAACACCAUCCUAUCUUGCACGAGUUCCGGAAGCAGGACGGCCUCAAUGGCUUCGCGACCUUUUGGAUCAAUUGCAAAACGGCGGUGGCAUUCGCUUCCCCGGGCUUCCAGGGGGUGAUGAUGGAUCGGAUGCUGAGGAUACUCCGCAAGAUGAGGCCGAGAAUGCUCCGCCUGGUGGUCGAGUACGCGCCUUGGCUGGUGAUCAGCAGGUGCUUGAGCAAUGGCUAUUGCAGGAUGGACUCGAGUCUUUGCAAAUGUUCCUACAUGAAUAUGGAGUUGAUCGAGGAAACUGGGGUGAUGUUGUGGACUAUGGUCCGCUAACCGAUUACCUCGAAGCUCUCCAGGAAAUCCAGCCUGAGACGUCUCGCCAGCGACUUCUGCACGGUCCAAUCCAGGAAGUGAUCGGAGAAUUUGCGGUUACAAUGCUUGAAGAUGAACUGGAGAUGAUGGAGGAUGAGCUGGUGGCUGAAAAUAGCGAUUAA